Daldinia childiae is the source of this 2673-nucleotide messenger RNA. Its product is annotated as Essential for maintenance of the cell wall protein 1. NCBI's taxonomy places the organism in Eukaryota, Fungi, Ascomycota, Sordariomycetes, Xylariales, Hypoxylaceae. The transcript has 5 exons. Bases 1 to 2673 code for a protein of 890 amino acids. The record is from RefSeq and is a predicted model, not a curated record.
AUGCCCCCUCAACCUCCCAUCGGUGCCAUUGGAACAUCAGGCUCUUUUUUCGACGCGCCAGCUACACAUCAAGCCGCCGUACAAGGUAGUUCUGGACAGGGACUAGAAAUGUUCAGAGAGGACGACCUCGCUCGUCUGUCAGGACCAGAACGCCAGAUGUUGGCUGGCCUCCACGGUACGGGGGCGAUAGGCGGCAACCUUCCACCACAACCCAUUGGCGUGCCCACUUCGGAAGUAGGUGUGCGCAGCCAGCUCCCUAACACUAAUGAACUCAGCGAAGAUGGAGAAGGCUUUCGAGGACGCUUGCAGGAAUUCGAAAAGCUUAGGGCACAACACGAUGCCGAAAUGGCGGGACGACAAGCGUCACCUCUUCGUAAUAAGUCUAACGAGCAGGCUCCGCAAAUGAGCUCACCCACACAUCUUAUGGAGCCCGAAUCGGCUUCUGAACAAUCCCCCGGCGGAGAGGCUUCCCGCCAUCAAGUUGAGGAUGACCACGGGCUCCCAAUGCCUUUCCCACCACCUCCCUCUGCUACCCCCUUACCUGCUCCUGCUCCACAGCGUGUCAAAUCUAAUUUACCAGAGCAAUACGCUACAAGUUCUCGAUCUGGAACACCUGACAUCACGCCAUCGUCGGCUGCGGCUCAACCGCCGCCGCUUGCCCCGUGGGCCAAGGACGGCGGGUUAGAAUCACAUAAAGGGCCCAGCCUCAAAGAGAUUCAGCAGGCAGAAGCUCAGAAGGCGGCCAAGGCGGAGGAGGCUGCGGCUCUUGCCCGACGUGCUCUGCUUGAACAAGAGGCAGCUCGAGAACGAGAGAAGGUCGUGCUGCUCCAGGUCUACCUACAAGCAGCACGUGGGGAACCGCGUCCCCUGUCAAUCCUAGCGCAAAUCUCAGACAAGAAGAAGACAUUGGCCGAUAUCCAACGCGAAGAGGAAGCUCGCAAGCAGAAAGCGAAAGAAGUAGCCUCACAGGCCGGACCCGUAUCUAGCGUCGGAAAGCGAUACGCUGAUCUCGCCAGCAAACCCAACGUUAUCUCUGCCCCUAAUCCAGUACCUAGUGCCAAUACAUCUGGGUGGGCUACAGUUGGAGCUGGGGGUAAAGUGAAGGCACCAACCGGCCCUUCUUCACAGGUACGACCUCCGAGUGCUUCUAAGCCAGCGGCUACCAUUGCGACCCCCCCAUCACGGCCCGCUGUCAAGGCCUCGAAUUCUACGGCCGGCCCUGCCCACACGGAAGCUAUGGAAGAGUUUACCAAAUGGCUUCACGGUCAGUUGGCUAAAGGAAUCACAGGUGUUACGGACAUUUUGCAGAUGCAGGCCCUUGUGGAUCAGGUUAUCGUGGAUAUGCAAGAGAUCGAUGGCUUAGAUGGGACGCGACGUCAAGGUGCAAAUGAGCCAGAAGCUACACCUGAUAUCCCCGCCAUCCAAGUGACACCUGAUAGCAGGGAGGGUCGACAGGACAACAUUCAAAAGCCAACAUCAUUUCUCCCUGCUCCCAAACCAACCGAAUCAGCAUCACCGCAGGAGAGACUACGUUAUGUCAAUGCUUUAUCAGCUCCGCCGCGUUGGCACCUUGAGUCCGAGCUCGCCUACGCUUGGACGACGGUUGGGUCACUUGUCUCAGCCUUGGAGAUAUUUAAACGUUUACGUCUGUGGGCAGAAGUUGCGCUCUGUCUAGCAAGUAGUGCGGCGACUGAUGAUCAGGAUGGUCGGGGUAGCGGGGGUGAGGAGAAAGCUCGGGCUAUCAUACGAUGGCGGUUAUUCAAUCGCACUGCUGAUGCUAACGAUGCCACGGACCCGAAAGAUGAUCACGACGGGGACGAUGUCGAAUUUGAUAUCUCAUCCCUAAAAGCAUCCGACUUCUAUGGCUCAGAACGUUCUCCCCCACCUCCCAAUGCCCCUCGCCUAUUUUACGGGAUGACAAGCACAAAGCGCGCCGCGGAACUCGGAAAGUCUGCACGUAAUAUAUUACACGACUCCUUAGUGUCCUUUAAACGUGGAGCAACACUCGCCGACUCGAACUGGAGAAUUUGGGACAACGUAAUCACUCUAGCAGCAAGUAUCUCACCGAAUCCGGACUUGGAAGAUGUGGUUCUCGGAGUUAGAAAUGUAAUCCGCAUUCGCAAGAGCGAAGACGCAUUGGAUCUCGAUAUCCUGACCCUCCUAGUUAGAGAGGCGACCAAGACGCCUGUUCCCACCAACAUUGAAGAAGGGAAAAUAUUCGAGCCAGCAAGGGGCACCAUCGAGAGCAAGAUCGUCUCGCUCUUUGAGAAUGAUAUUGUAUCACUCAUUACGACGAAUUCUGCAUCCUGGGCUCUGGUAUCACGCCUUCGUGCUUGGAGGAAAGACUGGACAGGGGCACUAGACGCAGCAGAGAAGGCGUGGAGGACGGCUGUCGGCGGGGUCGGGAGCUCGUUGUCAGCAUCUAGCGGCGUAGAAGGCCAACAUGGGAGCUGGUUAACAGAUGCAGACGCAUGGGAUGCUGUAGUUCAAAGGACAUCGGAGCUAGUAGCGGCGUACGAGAAUUACGGAUCACGUAUAGAUACUAUCGGUACUAAGUGGAAGGGUAAGGCAAGAAGCGCGGUUAGGAGCGUAAUGGGAAAAGCCAAGGAUUCAUGGGAAGAUGAUCGAAGAUGGCAAACAUUGGCCGACAUGAUGGAGGACUUAAGGUUGUAG